AUGUCGCGCCCUUCCGAACCUGAGCUCCGCGCGAACCUUAGCCCACCACCUUCUCCAGAGAUGAGCAGCAGUUGUGCGAAAAAGUUCGUUGACCAGUCGGACUUUGAAUCUCAUAUCUUGAAUGCAAUUCGCAGCGCAUCUGAGCCUCAAGUAUUGGUUUUCACUGAUGUGAGCUCGUCGUGGGGAGAGAGGAUAGUGGACUUGAUAAAUGAAACCUCUGACGGACAUUCCACUCGCAAAAGUUAUAAUUCGUCAAUCAAAGUCUUACGAAUCAGAAUUAUGCCGACUGAAGUACACGACUGCUGUCAAGAUUGGUGGCGUGUGUCAGAGAUUACCUUACGCGAUGUCGGUGACUUAACUGGUUAUGAACAAGCGCAAAUUGAUGUACGCGUUGGCACGAUGCUGCAGUUCCCAUGGGGGCCUUAUACCUCUUCACGCAAGGAGCCAGACCUCUUUGUCCGAUCAAGUUGCGACCGUCUUCCGUCUUUCGUUAUUGAGUCCGGUUGGAGUGAAUCCUGGAAUGCCUUGAUGAAUGAUAUGAACCUUUUAUUGGUCGGCGGAAAUGGAGAUGUUCGCGCUGUUGCUAUCCUGAAGUGGAACCUGAACCGUCCAACGAGACUUGUGAGUGGGUUUGUCGAACUCUAUGUCAGGGACAGAAAUGGUAUACCAGUGAAGCGCCAACGAGAGGAAAUUUUCCCAGUCCCUACUGAAACUGGAACUCAACGACUUGAAUUGACUCGGCAAGAAGUAUUUGGCCCUCACCUCACACCUGACCCAGCACGCACACAAUCUCCUAACACAAUAUUAUAUCUUGAGAUAGAGGAUUUGCGGGCAGUAGCCCUUCGGGCACUGCACCGUAUGGACCUCUCCCCGGCUUGA
Messenger RNA from Penicillium samsonianum, 879 nucleotides. RefSeq lists its product as uncharacterized. The transcript is spliced from 4 exons. The coding region runs from base 1 to 879 and encodes 292 amino acids. Lineage: Eukaryota; Fungi; Ascomycota; Eurotiomycetes; Eurotiales; Aspergillaceae. The record is from RefSeq and is a predicted model, not a curated record.